AUGCAGGCCAGUGAUAGGUUCAACAUCAAUUCCCAGCUUGAGCACCUUCAAGCUAAAUACGUCGGAACCGGGCAUGCCGACUUGAACAGAUAUGAGUGGGCCGUGAAUAUUCAGCGUGAUAGCUACGCAUCCUACGUUGGCCACUAUCCCAUUCUUGCAUACUUUGCUCUUGCCGAGAAUGAGUCAAUUGGAAGAGAACGCUACAACUUUAUGCAGAAAAUGCUUUUGCCUUGUGGUCCUCCCCCAGAGAGAGAAGAUGAUUGA
This is a messenger RNA of Prunus armeniaca (apricot), 264 nucleotides long. The record is from the annotation of a GenBank genome assembly. NCBI's taxonomy places the organism in Eukaryota, Viridiplantae, Streptophyta, Magnoliopsida, Rosales, Rosaceae.